AUGUUCGUGGUAAACACCAACGUGCCCCGCGCCUCUGUGCCCGACGGGCUGCUCUCCCAGCAACUGGCGCAGGCCACCGGCAAGCCGGCCCAGUACAUCACCGUGCACGGGGUCCCCGACCAGCUCAUGGUGUUCGGCGGCUCUGGCGAGCCGUGUGCCCCCUGCAGCCUGCACAGCAUUGGCAAGAUCAGCGGGGCGCAGAACCGCACCUACAGCAAGCUGCUGUGCGGCCUGCUGGCCCGGAAAGGAUCUGCAUCAACUGUGACAUGA
Messenger RNA from Echinops telfairi (small Madagascar hedgehog), 270 nucleotides. RefSeq names its product macrophage migration inhibitory factor-like. NCBI's taxonomy places the organism in Eukaryota, Metazoa, Chordata, Mammalia, Afrosoricida, Tenrecidae. The record is from RefSeq and is a predicted model, not a curated record. Gene Ontology annotation, molecular function: phenylpyruvate tautomerase activity; cytokine activity. The coding region runs from base 1 to 270 and encodes 89 amino acids. The transcript has a single exon.